AUGGCGUCAAGAAUGAGCAGAAGUUCCCAUGGUGGGAAACCCUUUUCUGCCAACAGAACUCGGGUAGAUACACCAAGUAAAACUACAGCCGAUGGCCAAAAAUACCCCGAAAUCAAACAACGUGGAUUCUACUCAGAUAUUAUUGGAACAGAAGCAAAUGUUACAGAUGCUUUGGAAGGACCCCUGACAGAUCAGGACACUUUAUGGAAUGUUGCCAAAGAAAAACACACACCAAAAGUGACAGCAUUUGAGGAGAAGACAGAUGUAUUAGAGACCUUGAAGGGUCAUGUGUAUGGCCCCAGUACAGAAAUCACAGCCAUCUCAGAUUUCCCCAUUCUGGCAUCAGAACCCAAAGUGCAGCUUCCAUACUAUACAAAGCCAGGGGACUGUCCUAGAAAGAUUGAAACUGAGAGGAGGAGACGCUUAUAUGAUACGUUAGACUUGAAGUCCCUGUUAAAGUCGGAGGGAAUUAAAACAGACCAAUUAAUGCCCAAAGAAAGUCAGUUUCCAGUCAAGUUAAAUGUGGAUCCUAAUGACCCUGCCCCCUUCCCUCCCUACCUCCCCCUCUACCUGUUUGAUGAUGAGGAGUAUGACAUCAGAACACCCAUGGAGUGGAUCCAUAAAGGAUAUGAUAAUGGACACAGAAAACCAGUCCCCGGGCAAGCUCUGCUGCCCAGCAAGGACUCCGACAAAGAAUUGGACCCAACAGACCCCAAGAUUGUGUAUGAUUGGUAUGAGGUUGGAGUACUGGAUUACGAUGAUGAGAACAAGUGUUAUCUUGUACAGAAAGUCAAUAGUCACGGUCGUGUGGUGGACGGAUCAGGGAAGCCGGUCAUUAAUGGAGGAGUGCAGGCUGAUGGUUCCCGCCAAGAGCUUCCAGGCCAGUAUUGGAUUCCACGUGUGAGGCUGAUGUUCAAGGGAGAGGAUCCAAGAGUUUUUACAAGGAGAGUGGUGGAUGCCUUCAAACUGAGAAAAGAAACAGAGGCAUUGAUCAGAUACAACCUCUAUGUGGACUGUAUGCCAAUGGAGGGUGUAGGAGAACUUGACCAGGCCUCACUGAAGAGAAUGAUAGAGGCCUCCAGGGAUGUCCGCGGACUCAAGGGAGAUAAACAACUGGAUGAUUACCUUCAGGUUCUGGAGAAGGAGGUUAACAUUGAUUUCUGUCGCUCCAUGAACAGGAUUAUUUUUGACAAGACCGUGGAGUCAGAUCCGUUCACUUUCGGAUUCGUUACACAACCAGGAGAAGCAGAGGAUGUGGUAGCUGAAAAAGGCUGUAUUGUUGACAUCCCUGAGUACCCGUUUGACAGUCAGUACGAUGACUUCACAUUUAACUCGCUGUUGACUCGAGAGGAGAGUAUCUCAGCCAUUGGAAUGGUGAGGACAGAGUGUAACAAGGUAGUCAUCAUGUCCCUGUUUCACAUCCCCACCACAAAACCCAUGAGACUGGAGGAGUUUGAGCAGACACAGGCCCAAGCCACAUCACAGGUGUCCUUGUUCCUGAAGGACAGUUGGAUCAGCACCCUAAGGAACGCCAUCAGAACCUCCCUCCGAGAUGUUGGCAAGGGAUGGUUCAACAUUCAUGAGAAAAACUUCCAGGUUUAUGAGAUCUCCAAACUCAAAAAGCUCAUGGAAAUGGUCAAAUUCAUCAUGCAGGAUUCCAUGCGCUACCUGAUUCAGGACUCACUAGUCAACUUCACCCAGAUGAUACUGGAUGCCAGCCACUCUACAUUGAAGCUUCAGGAAGACUUUAAGUGGGGAGAUGACCUCAUCAACAGCACUUAUAAACCCAAGAGGAAUGCUCUGUUCCUAGUGGAUCUAAUGCUGGACAAUCAGGGUGCCCAUUACAGCACAAACCUCAACAGUUUUGAGACCAUGUUAGUGGGACUGUUUGACAAGGCCAUUGGCUCCACUCAGAAUGUACCCCAGCUUGAGAAGUACAUACUGGAGGACAUUUUCUGGUCGGGGACCCCCCUUCUGGAGUCUGUGGGAGCUCACGAACCUCCGGUAGAGAAACUACGUAAACAAAUAAAGGAGGCCAUCAAUCAGGCCCUGAUCCCAAUGAAGGCAUACGCCAGGGAGUACGAGAGACAUCUAGAACUCAUGAAUCUGGAUAUCAACAAAUACAUAGCGGAUUAUGAGAAAAAGGAAGGCACCACCGCGGUGGAGGUCAAGCAGGAAGUGGAGAUGCACCUUAAAGAGAAAGAUAUUAUUGAGGCCACGAUUCCCAGUAACCUCGUCAUUGGACCAUUCUGGGUCAACACUGAGUCUGUCAGACAAACUCUGUCCAAGAAAAGGAAGAACCUUAGUAAUGCUAUGUUAGAACUGCUGGCCAGGAAACUCCGUGCUCAAGCUGAUGAUGCAUGUGAGGAGUUUAAGGAGAUCAAUCGUAAGCUGUACAAUAAACCAAACUGUGUGGAGGAGUUAUCUGACAUGAGAGAGUGGAUGAAGGGGAUUCCCGAAAGGCUUCAGGAACAUCAGGAGAAAAUUGACAAAGCCAUGGAUGAUUAUGAGCUUAUUGAAGAAUUCUACUACAACUUGUCUACAGAUGACUUUAAUGCCAAAUGGACAGCUAUUGGCUGGCCCCACAAGAUAGAACGCCAGAUGGAGCAGACCUAUGAACAGCUUGACCAGGAUGAGGAGCGAUUCCGUAAGCUGCAGGGCUCUGACCAGGCCAACUUUAAUGACCGACUGGACACUCUACAGAUGGUGGUAGCGGGUAUGGCUGCCUACACAGAUAUCAGCAAGGCCCACGAAAUCGCUAACGAGGUCAGGAGGGUAAACAAGCAACUGAAGGAAGCCCAGGGACUGGCCAGUACCUAUAAUAACCGUGAGAGGCUGUUUGGUAUGCCUGUCACCAAUUAUGAAAAGCUGUCCAAACUUGUGAAGGAAUUUGAGCCAUUCCGAAACUUGUGGCUGACGGUUUCUGAUUGGUUACGCUGGCACGAGAGCUGGAUGAAUGAUCCACUGAACGCCAUCAAUGCUGAAGAAGUGGAGAAGAAUGUCAACGACGCCUUCAAAACAAUGCACAAGUCGGUCCGCUUCUUCCAGGAGAUGCCUAAUGUCCAGCUGGUGGCCUCAGAGAUUAAGGGUCUGAUUGAGGACUUUAAACCCUACAUUCCUCUGAUUCAGGGACUGAGGAACCCAGGAAUGAGGAGCAGACAUUGGGAUCAGCUGUCUAAUGACAUUGGGUUCCCUGUGAGACCUAAGGCAAACCUUACCUUCAGUAAAUGUCUGGAGAUGAAGCUGCAGGACCAUAUGGCCACCAUCACCAAAGUAGCUGAAGUGGCAGGAAAGGAGUACUCUAUAGAACAGGCCUUGGACAAGAUGGAGAAAGAAUGGGAGAACAUUAAACUGGAGAUCAAGCCGUACAAGGACACUGGUACCUACAUGAUCCGGACCUCUGAAGAGACGUCUCAACUGCUGGACGAUCACAUUGUGAUGACUCAGUCAAUGUCAUUCUCACCGUACAAGAAACCAUUCGAGGACCGCAUCAGUAGCUGGGAGAACAAGCUGAAAACUACACAGGACGUUCUGGAUGAGUGGAUCCAGUGUCAGAGGUCAUGGCUGUACCUGGAGCCUAUAUUUUCCUCGGAGGACAUUAACAGACAACUUCCUGUUGAGAGUAAGAGAUACCAGACCAUGGAGAGGAUCUGGAGGAAACUGAUGAAGACAGCCAAAGACAACCCCCAGGUAAUUUCCCUGUGUCCAGACAAUAGACUUUUGGACAAUCUCCGGGAGUGUAACAAACUCCUAGAACAGGUACAGAAAGGUCUAUCUGAGUACCUGGAGACUAAGAGGAACGCCUUCCCACGAUUCUACUUCCUGUCUGAUGAUGAGCUGCUCCAGAUUCUCUCUCAGACCAAGGACCCCACAGCUGUGCAACCUCAUCUCAGAAAAUGCUUCGAAAAUGUUGCUAUGCUGAAGUUUGAGGAGGAUCUGAAGAUUACAAGGAUGUACUCAGCUGAGGGCGAAGAUGUCGCUUUUAUGGAGACACUGUACCCCACAGGAAACGUGGAGGACUGGAUGUUAGAGAUUGAGAGAUGCAUGAGAGAGAGUUUAAGGAUCAUCAUUAGGGACUCACUCAAAGACUAUAAAGAGACUAAGAGAACAGAGUGGGUGUUGAAGUGGCCAGGUCAGGUCGUGAUCGCUGGAUGUCAGACAUACUGGACCUCGGAGGUGACCGAGGCGCUGGAACAGAACUGUCUGAAGGAGGGAUACGAGAAACUGCUGAGUCAGCUGGAUGAUUUACGGAACCUCGUCAGGCUUGACCUGAAGAAGAUCGAAAGGAUGACCUUGUCUGCCCUCAUCGUCAUCGAGGUGCACGCCCGCGAUGUAGUGGCUAAGAUGGUGGAGGAGAAGGUCUCUAAUGCUAACGACUUUGAAUGGAUCAGUCAGCUCAGGUACUAUUGGAAGGAGGAGAACCUGUUUAUCCAGGCUGUGAAUGCGGAGUUUAGUUACGGAUACGAGUACCUCGGUAAUACACUACGUCUGGUCAUCACUCCUCUCACUGACAGAUGCUACUUGACCUUGACCGGUGCCCUUCACUUGAAGUUUGGUGGUGCUCCUGCAGGACCAGCUGGUACAGGAAAAACCGAGACGACUAAAGAUUUGGCCAAAGCUAUGGCUAUUCAGUGUGUGGUAUUUAACUGCUCAGAUCAGCUGGACUUCAUGGCCAUGGGAAAGUUCUUCAAAGGUUUAGCCAGUGCCGGAGCUUGGGCCUGUUUUGAUGAGUUUAACCGUAUUGAUAUUGAAGUAUUGUCUGUGGUAGCCCAGCAGAUUACCACCAUUCAAAAGGCUCAACAACAAAGGGUGGACAGAUUUAUAUUUGAGGGGGUGGAGCUGAUGCUCAAGCCCUCGUGUGCUGUCUUCAUCACAAUGAACCCAGGAUACGCCGGCAGAACCGAGCUCCCUGACAACCUUAAGGCCCUCUUCAGACCAGUAGCUAUGAUGGUACCAGAUUAUGCUUUGAUUGCAGAGAUUAGUUUGUUUUCUUUUGGUUUCUCUGAUGCUCGAGUGCUGGCAAAGAAAAUUGUCACCACCUUCAAACUAUCCUCAGAACAGCUCAGCUCACAGGAUCACUAUGACUUUGGAAUGAGAGCUGUAAAAUCUGUCAUCUCUGCUGCUGGUAACCUCAAGAGACAGUACCCAGAUAUGAACGAGGAACUGAUUGUACUGAGAGCCAUUAGAGAUGUCAAUGUACCUAAGUUCUUGGUGGAGGAUCUCAAGUUAUUCAGUGGCAUUGUAUCAGAUCUGUUCCCCAACAUCAAGGAGGAGCCUAUUGAUUAUGGAGCCUUGGACACUUCACUGAGGAAGAUGUGUGUUAAAGGUGGACUAAAGGACGUAGAAGGUUUUAUCAACAAGUGUAUCCAGCUGUUUGAGACUACUGUUGUCAGACACGGCCUCAUGUUGGUCGGUCCGACCGGCUCCGGCAAAACCAAGUGUUAUGAGGUUCUUAAAAAUGCGCAGACCUCAUUGAAAGGAGAAAUGUCACCAGCAGGGACAGAGUUUGAGACGACCUUGACCUACAUACUGAAUCCUAAAUCCAUCACUAUGGGUCAGCUGUACGGAGAGUUUGACCUUCUCACACACGAAUGGACUGACGGCAUUCUGUCAACACUAAUCCGUAUUGGAUCUGGAGCUACAGACCCUAAGAAGCGGUGGUACAUUUUUGAUGGCCCUGUUGACGCGGUAUGGAUUGAGAACAUGAACACAGUACUGGACGAUAAUAAGAAGCUCUGCCUGAGUAGUGGAGAAAUCAUCAAACUGACUGAGCACAUGACGAUGAUGUUUGAAGUUCAGGAUCUGGCAGUUGCCUCCCCUGCCACUGUAAGCCGCUGUGGUAUGGUGUACUUAGAGCCCAGCUAUAUCGGCCUGCCACCAUUUGUAGAGUGCUGGCUCAGAAAACUCCCAGAUGCUAUCUACCCUCACAAAGAGAAACUAGAGGGGCUCUUUGAUAAAUUCAUGGAGCCGGCUAUCCGGUUUGUCCGUAAGGAGAUGAAGGAGAUCGUCCCCACCGUAGACUGUAAUCUCGUCUUCAGCCUCCUCAAACUGAUGGACUGUUUCUUCCAGCCGUUUGUCCCUCAGGAGGGAGACAAGCCGAUCCCGCAGGCUCGACUGGACCGUAUUGUGGAGCUCAUUGAGCCAUGGUUCUUUUUUGCGCUAACAUGGUCUAUUGGUUGUACUGGGGAUAACAACAGCUGGAUUAAAUUCUCUACCUGGAUACGAGAACAAAUGAAAAAAGAAGGGUGCGAGUUGCCCUUCCCAGAAGAAGGCUUAGUGUACGACUACCGUCUGGACGAUGCUGGAAUCAGCAGUAGUGAAAAUGAUGAGAAUUUGGACGAAGAAACGGAUGUCAAAAAGGUGACAUGGAGAAACUGGUUGUAUGGAGUGCCAGAAUUUAACAUCCCUGCGGACACCAAGUUCUCUGAUAUCAUUGUCCCCACUAUAGACACCAUCCGUAGCUCUCAUCUUCUGGAGAUGCUCCUCAAAAACAAGAAAAAGGUGUUGUGUGUUGGACCAACUGGUACAGGUAAAACUUUGACCAUUGCUGACAAACUGACCACGAAGAUGCCAAAGGAAUUUCUCCCAGAAUUCAUUGUCUUCUCCGCCAAAACCAGCGCUAACCAGACACAGGACUUGAUUGAUGGCAAACUGGACAAAAGGCGUAAGGGAGUGUUUGGUCCACCUUUGGGUAAAUACUUCAUCUUCUUUAUUGACGAUCUUAACAUGCCAGCACUAGAGGUGUAUGGGGCCCAGCCUCCAAUUGAAUUGAUCCGUCAGUGGAUGGACUUCAAUGGCUGGUAUGACAGAAAGGCCAUAGGUGACUUCCGUAACUUGGUGGACGUGAACUUCUGCUGUGCCAUGGGACCACCAGGUGGGGGUAGGAACCCCAUCACUGCUCGACUGCAGAGACAUUUCAACAUCCUGGCCUUCACAGAGAUGGAGGACCCCAGUAAAAAGAAGAUCUUUGGAACCAUCCUCAAAUCCUGGAUGCCUAACAACUCUGCCCAGUACACAGAAAAGAUGGUGGAGACUUGUAUCAGGGUGUAUAACACGAUUAUUACCCAGCUCCUCCCCACCCCCGCCAAAUCUCACUACACCUUUAACCUCCGGGAUCUCUCCAAGGUUUUCCAGGGAAUUCUGAUGAUGGAACCUGCCAAGAUAGAGUCAAUUAACGACGUGUUAAAGCUGUGGUACCAUGAGAGCUGUCGAGUCUUCCAGGAUCGACUCGUCAACGAUGAAGACAGGAGCUGGUUUGAUAACCUCAUCAAAACCAACAUGAAGUCUGAGUUUAACGUGGAAUUUGAUGAUGUUGUGAAGCAGCAGCCUCUGAUAUUCGGAGACUUUAUGUCUCAGGGUGGUGACCAAAAACCUUACGUAGAGAUAGCCGAUCAUGACAAGAUGGUGAAGUUACUGGAAGAGUACUUGGAUGACUAUAACCAGAUAAACACAGCACAGAUGAGGCUCGUCUUAUUUAUGGAUGCUGUGAAGCAUGUGUCACGCAUCAGUCGGAUCAUUCGACAGCCCCUGGGUAAUGCCCUUCUGUUGGGGAUGGGGGGCAGUGGUCGCCAAUCACUCACUAGGCUAGCUGCCCACAUAAAUGAGUACGAUUGUUUCCAAAUUGAGUUGGCCAAGAACUACGGUAUAGCUGAGUGGAGGGAAGACCUGAAGACCGCGAUGAUGAAGGCAGGGCUGGAGAACAAGCCUAUGGUGUUCUUAUUCAGUGACACUCAGAUUAAGUCCGAGUCUUUCCUGGAGGAUUUGAACAAUAUUCUGAAUUCUGGCGAUGUGCCAAAUAUUUAUGCCUUUGAUGACCUGGAAAGUAUUUAUACAGCGAUGAAACCAGUGUGUCAGGACAUGGGAUUACAGCCCACCAAGACUAAUCUGUUCUCGCUGUAUACAAAAAAUGUCCGCAGUAACUUACAUACUGUCAUUACUAUGAGUCCCCUGGGUGAGAUUUUCCGAGCUCGUUUGAGACAGUUCCCAGCCCUGGUUAACUGCUGUACAAUUGACUGGUUUUCUGAGUGGCCAGCAGAUGCUCUGAGGUCUGUGGCUCUGAGGUUCCUGAUGGACAUUCCAGAACUAGACACCACUGACCAGAUUAUGGAGGGGCUGGUGGUGAUGUGUCAGGAGAUCCAGAUGUCAGUGUUUAACCAUUCACAGAAAUUCCUGGCAGAACUUUCUCGAUAUAAUUAUGUCACUCCCACAAGUUACCUGGAACUGUUAGGUAUCUUCUCUAAACUCGUGGGUAUGAAGAAGACAGAGCUAAACACAGCUCGUAAUCGGCUAAAGACUGGUCUGGACAAGCUACUGACCACUGCUGAUGAAGUGGCCAAACUGUCUGCUGAGCUGGAGACCAUGAAGCCACUGCUGGCAGAGGCAGUGAAAGAAUCGGUGGCCACCAUGGAACAGAUCUCCAAAGAUACGGUGAUAGCUAAGGAGACUAUGGAGGUGGUAGAGAGGGAGGAAGCUCAAGCUACCAUCAAAGCUAAAGAAACACAGGCCAUCGCUGAUGAUGCCCAGCGUGACCUCAAUGAAGCACUGCCAGCUCUGGAAGAGGCAGUGGCCAGCUUGAAGUCCUUGAACAAGAACGAUGUAGUGGAGGUCAGGGCCAUGACCCGACCUCCAGUGGGGGUCAAGAUGGUGAUAGAGGCUGUGUGUAUCAUGAAGGAAAUCAAACCAAAGAAAGUGGCUGGAGACAAACCAGGAGAGAAGAUCAAUGAUUUCUGGGACCCCGGGAAAGCCCUGCUGUCUGACCCAGGAAAAUUCCUGGAGAGUCUGUUUAAGUUUGACAAGGACAACAUCCCUGAUGAUGUCAUUAAGAAGAUCCAGCCUCUGAUAGACAAUCCUGACUUUACACCUGCUGCUAUUGCCAAGGUAUCCAAGGCCUGUACAUCUAUCUGCCUGUGGGUCAGAGCCAUGCACAAGUACCACUUUGUAGCCAAGGGUGUGGCUCCCAAGAGAGAGAGACUGGCCAAUGCCCAGGCCGAGCUUGCUGAGACGCAGGCCAUUCUAGAGGCAGCCAAAAUGAGGCUCCACGAUGUACAAGAAGGGAUCGCCACGCUUCAGGCCAAGUACGAGGAUUGUGUCAGGAAGAAGGACGAACUAGACCAGAAAUGUACCGAGUGUGAACAGAGACUGAUCAGGGCUGACAAGCUGAUUGGUGGAUUGGCUGAUGAGAAGGACAGAUGGAAGGAGUCUGUAGAGAAGCUGGAGUCCAUCAUUAACAACUACGUGGGGGAUGUACUAAUCUCCUCGGGAUACAUCGCUUACUUGGGCCCCUUCACUGGAAAGUACCGAUCUGACAUGCAGGAGGAAUGGGUGAGGAAACUUGAUGAGAACAAGGUCCCUCGUACCAGUGAACCCACCCUGAUUGCCACCUUGGCCGACCCCGUGAAGGUCCGCAGUUGGCAAAUUGCUGGGCUCCCCAAAGAUAACCUGUCUGUUGAGAAUGGUGUUAUUGUCAAGUAUUCCCGUAGAUGGCCUCUAUUCAUUGACCCCCAGGGACAGGCCAAUAGAUGGGUCAAGAACAUGGAGCGUGAUGCUGGUCUAGACGUGAUUAAGCUCUCCGACAAGGACUUCUUGAGAAGUUUGGAGAAUGCUGUCAGAUUUGGUAAACCUUGUCUGCUGGAGAACAUUGGAACUGAGUUGGACCCGGCCCUAGAGCCUAUUCUCUUGAAGCAGACUUUCAAACAACAAGGCAGUAUGGUGAUAAAGUUGGGAGAUGCCAUUAUUCCAUACCAUGAUGAUUUCAAGUUUUACAUCACCACUAAACUUCCCAACCCUCACUACACCCCUGAGGUCUCCACCAAGGUGACCCUCGUGAACUUCACUCUGUCCCCAAGCGGUUUGGAGGACCAGAUGUUGGGUAUUGUUGUGGCAGAAGAGAGACCCGAUCUGGAGGAAGCUAAGAAUCAGCUGAUCAUCAGUAAUGCCAAGAUGAAGCAGGAAUUAAAGGAGAUUGAGGACAAGAUCCUGGAGAGACUGAGCUCCUCCGAGGGCAGUCCUGUAGAUGACCUUGACCUUAUAGCUGUACUGGAGGCAUCCAAAAUUAAAUCACAGGAAAUUAAGGCUAAAGUGAUGGUGGCAGAGCAGACAGAGAAGGACAUUGACGUGACUCGCAGUCAGUACAUCCCUGUGGCUAUUAACACCCAGAUCCUCUUCUUCUGUGUGGCGGACAUGGCUAACAUUGACCCUAUGUACCAGUACUCCCUGGAGUGGUUCGUCAGUAUCUUCCUUGGGGGCAUCGCCCAUGCUGAGAGAGCAGAAGCUAACAACAUCAAGCAGAGAGUGUUAAACAUCAACAAUUUCUUCACCUUCAGUCUGUACAGCAAUGUCUGUCGAUCUCUGUUUGAGAAACACAAGCUCUUGUUUGCCUUCCUCUUGUGUUCCAGGAUCAAACAAUACCAGGGAGAAAUUGACAUGGAUGAAUGGCGCUUUCUCCUAGCCGGGGGUACCAGUAAACCUAAGGAGAUCCCCAAUCCUUGUGAGGAUUGGCUGUCUGACCGGUCAUGGAAUGACAUUCUGACCACUGCAGUCCUCCCUAAAUUUGCCUCCUUCCCAGAGGAAUUCAAAAAUCAUGCUGAGGGCUUCAAGAAGAUUUUUGACAGCCCUGACCCUCACCGUGAGGAGCUGCCUGGAAAAUGGAACACGGACCUUGACUCCUUCCAAAAACUGAUUGUCCUUAAGUGCCUGCGACCAGAUAAAGUGACCAAUGCUAUGCAGGACUAUGUAGCUAACAAUCUGGGUCAGAGGUUUAUCGAGCCCCAGACCGCUGACCUACAUUUAGUGUUUAAGGACUCCUCCCCGACCACUCCGCUUAUUUUUGUGCUGUCUACAGGCACUGACCCAGCUGCUGAUUUGUACAAGUUUGCCGACGAGAUGAGGUUCUCAAAGAAGCUGUCUGCCAUCUCCCUAGGGCAGGGCCAGGGACCUAGGGCUGAGGCUAUGAUGCGGAGUGCCAUGGAGAGAGGGAAAUGGGUGUUUUUCCAGAAUUGUCACUUGGCUCCCAGCUGGAUGCCGAGCUUGGAGAGAUUAAUUGAGCAGAUUGAUCCAGAUAAGGUCCACCGAGAUUUCCGUCUGUGGCUGACCAGUAUGCCCAGCGAAAAGUUCCCCGUCUACAUCCUACAGAACGGUUCCAAGAUGACCGUGGAGCCACCCCGAGGUCUGAAGGCUAACCUCCUCAAGUCUUACUCAGGAUUUACUGACGAAUUCCUCAACUCAUGUGGGGAUAAGACCAUAGAGUUUAAACUUCUGCUGCUGUCGCUGUGCUUCUUCCAUGGUGUAAUCAUCGAGAGAAGAAAGUUUGGAGCCCUCGGGUUUAACAUUCCGUACGAGUUCACAGACGGUGACCUCCGAAUCUGUGUCAGUCAGCUGAAGAUGUUUUUAAUGGAGUACAAGGAAAUUCCAUUCAAGGUGUUGGUGUACACCGCUGGCCACAUUAACUAUGGAGGUCGUGUGACAGACGACUGGGAUCGUCGCUGUAUGAUGAGCAUCCUGAACGACUUCUACAAACGAGAAGUUCUCGAUGAAGAAUUCAAGUUCUCCGAAUCGGGCAUUUACAAGCAAAUCCCACCAUCCAAUGACCAUAAUGGGUAUAUGUCCUAUGUAAAGAGCCUGCCCAUCAACGACACACCCGAGAUAUUUGCCCUGCAUGAGAACGCCAACAUCACAUUUGCCCAGAAUGAGACCAAUGCCAUGUUAACAGGCCUGUUGCUGCUUCAGCCCAAAUCCUCGUCAGGGGGAGGCAAAUCCAGGGAGGAGGUUAUGGAGGAGACAGCAAAGGAAAUCCUAGAGAAGGUCCCCAAACCAAUUCCUCUUGAUCCUCUCAUUGAGAAGUACCCAGUCAUGUAUGAACAGUCCAUGAAUACAGUACUGGUCCAGGAAGUCAUCAGGUACAACCGAUUACUGGGUGCUGUCCAUCAGUCACUACAAGAUCUACUGAAGGCCCUCAAAGGUUUGGUUGUCAUGUCUCAGGAGCUGGAAAACAUGGCCAACAGUCUCUUCAUCAACGCUGUGCCCACCAUGUGGGCCGGAAAGGCAUAUCCAUCCCUGAAGCCUCUGGCAUCCUGGGUGAUAGAUCUUGUGGCUCGAAUGAAAUUCAUUAAUGAUUGGAUUGAAAAUGGCAUGCCUUCUGUCUACUGGAUUUCUGGAUUCUUCUUUCCACAAGCUUUCCUGACAGGUACCCUGCAGAACUUUGCCAGAAAGAAGGUCAUCUCCAUAGACACCAUAUCAUGGGACUUCAAGGUGAUGAGGGAAUCCCUCUCUGAACUGACCAAGCAACCAGAGGAUGGCUGCUACAUCCGGGGCCUGUAUCUAGAGGGUGCACGCUGGGACCCCAUCAAACAGAUGUUGGCCGAAUCCCGACCCAAGGAGUUGUAUGUGGAUGUCCCAGUCAUCUGGCUUAUCCCCACAGCUAACAGAAAGAACCCAGAAAAGGGAAUCUAUGAGUGUCCGGUCUAUAAAACACUCACUAGAGCAGGUACAUUGUCCACUACCGGUCACUCCACAAACUUUGUAUUUGCUGUGGAACUCCCGACAGACCAACUCCAGAAACACUGGAUCAAGCGGGGUGUGGCCAUGUUGUGUGCCCUUAACUACUAACUGUGAUCUAUUGUUAUGGUGGACAGUUUUAUGUGUGAUAUGACAUUGGGGGAUGUGGGAUACAAGGAAUCGGGGGAUAUUUCCUGUUGUUAAGGAUCCCUCUUACUAGGGUCCUGUACCGUCUUGUCGUCUAGCCAACAAAAUCUGUGAUAAAGACAUUUUUGUUUUAUUUAUAUAUUUUCAAACACUCCGUCCAAUUUUAAAUAUUGAUUUGAGUUAACCAUUUUUUAUGGUUAUAUUUUUAUGGGGUUUUUUUGCUUCAUGUUUGAGUUGAUAUCUUGAAUUUAUACUAUAAAUAAAUCUUAUAUAAAAAAAGAAAAAUAUUUUUGUUAUGAACCAGGUACAAAAGUAGACAAGUGAAUUUACAUGUAUUUAUUUAUUGUUAUUUUGUAUAAGUAUUCAUACACACUGAUUGUAAGCUACUCUACAGAGCAUUUCGACCAACAGAGAGAUUUUAAUUAAUUGUGUAAAGACCAUAUGCUGCCAGGGGCCUGAAACGUUCUCAUUUUUUCUCUGUUUUCUGUGUAAACCUUCAAUAAUCCGAUAAUCAAUUUCGGCAACAGCUUUCAAAAAUUUAAAACCUUUUGAGCAAAACUAAUAUUUUAUUUACUCUAUAUUACUCUAUAUAUGAAAUUGUUUUUAUACUUUUAAUUCAUUCAAAAUUGUUGAAUGUUUGGAGUUAAAAUAAAAUUUUUGAUUGAAUUUUUGGAAUAAGAAUAAAAUUUUUGAUUCAAAUUGAUAAAA
Molecule: messenger RNA, 13347 nt
Organism: Saccostrea echinata
Lineage: Eukaryota; Metazoa; Mollusca; Bivalvia; Ostreida; Ostreidae
Product: dynein axonemal heavy chain 1-like
Exons: 72
Coding region: 1-12603 (4200 amino acids)
Biological process (GO): microtubule-based movement
Cellular component (GO): dynein complex
Molecular function (GO): minus-end-directed microtubule motor activity; dynein intermediate chain binding; ATP binding
Source: RefSeq, a predicted model, not a curated record